Corylus avellana is the source of this 1317-nucleotide messenger RNA. NCBI's taxonomy places the organism in Eukaryota, Viridiplantae, Streptophyta, Magnoliopsida, Fagales, Betulaceae. The record is from RefSeq and is a predicted model, not a curated record.
AUGAAACAUCCAAUAUUGUCGUCGGCUUCUUUAAAGCUCCAAAGAAAGUAUGGAGAUGGGAAGGGGCGGGAAAUAUCAAACGACAGCUUAUCAACAGAAGAAGUCAUGUGGGUGGCUGUAGCAAGGUACAUACAAUUCUCUACCCAGAUGUAUUAUGAUGAUAAUUACAUGCCUACGCACCCUUUUGGUUUUGCUCUCUCGGGACGUCUGUCCAGGGAUGAAAAAAGUGACGUGGAACUUGCACAUCUUCUUCUAUCUGCGGCAGAGAAUGUAGGCUGCCGACAAUAUGAUUCUGCAGGCAGAUUGGUCUUACGUUGUGAGUGGAUGUCGUCUGCCAGAGCAAAUCCUGUCCAGAGAGUUGUUUUUCAUUUUGCUCAAGCACUUCAAGAAAGGAUUGAAAAACAAUCUGCACGGAGCGUUAAAUCAAUAAAGGGAUUCAAGCAAAAUGAUGAAAUGAUUCCUACUUUCCUUACAGUUUACCAGCAACUCCCUUUCACUCAAAUAAUGCUCUUCACAGGCAUCCAAGCCAUAAUCGAGAAGACAGCAUUCGAGCCUAAGAUCCAUUUGAUAGAUAUGGGAAUCAGGUGUGGAGUCCACUGGACAAUCUUGAUGCAGGCUCUUGCAGAGAGAUCACAGGAUUGCCCCAUUGAGCUUCUCAAGAUAACUGCUGUUGGAUCAUCACCAAGCAUAGAGGAGACUGGUAAGAAGCUAGUGAGUGUUGCCGAAUCUUUGAACUUGCCCUUUUCAUUCAAGACAAUAUUAUUAUCAGACAUGAAACAUGUCAAAGAAGAAUCAUUUGGAAUAGAAGAUGAUGAAGCCGUGAUCAUCUUCGAUCCCCUGAUACUGAGGACAAUGGUAUCAAGGCCUGGUUGCUUGGAAAACUUGAUGAGAGUGAUCAGAAACCUCAACCCAUCAAUGAUGGUUGUCGUUGAAGUCGAAGCAAACCACAAUUUACCCUCAUUUGUGAAUCGCUUCAUUGAAGCACUGUUCUAUUUCAGCGCACUCUAUGACAGCCUCCAGAGUUGCAUGAAACAGUACGAGGAGGAGAGUAUGAGAAUCGAAGGAGUUUUGGGUGGUCAGAUUCGAAACAUUGUCGCAGAAGAGGGAGCAAAAAGGACUGUCAGAAACGUGGCCAUGGAUUCAAGGUUUGGAACGGUGGAAAUUGGUUUAAGUGAGACAUCCUUAUUGCAUGCGAAUUUGUUUGUCAAACGGUUUGCUUGUAAGAGCUCUUGCAUGCUUGAUAAGAACAGGAAAUGUCUGAUUGUUGGGUGGAAGGGAACCCCAAUUCAAUCCGUUUCGGUUUGGGAGUUCCCUUAG